This is a messenger RNA of Peronospora matthiolae, 2283 nucleotides long. The record is from the annotation of a GenBank genome assembly. Lineage: Eukaryota; Oomycota; Peronosporomycetes; Peronosporales; Peronosporaceae.
AUGGGCAAGAGAGCGCGUCCCGGACGACGAGGUGGCGGCCGCGGCGAUUACCGCAGCGAAAAGAAACAGCGCGGUGAUGGCAAAGCAGAAGAGUGGCCAGCGGACAGGUUUGCAGAUUGGGUGUACGAGAACAAACACUUUGACGCGUACUACAAGGCGCAGAACAUUGUGGCGGACGCUGAUUGGGACGCGUUCAAGAAAGCGCUGGCGACGCCGCUGCCCACGACUUUCCGUAUCAAUAGCUCAUGUCCAUUUGCUGAACGUAUUCGCGAGCACGUGGAGCAGGAUUUCAAGUUUGAUGGACUCGUGGUAGACGACGAGCCGGUGGAGCCCAUUAGUCUCAUGCCCUGGUAUCCGGAUAACCGCGGCUUCACGUGGUCGGUUGAGCGCCGUCGUGUGCGCAAACUACCGAUUUUGAAGAAGUUUCAGGCUUGGCUUGUUGAGCUCUCGGAUAGUGGCAGUAUCACUCGUCAAGAAGCUGUGAGCAUGAUCCCACCUCUUGUUCUAGGUGUAGAGCCGCACCACAAGGUGCUGGAUAUGUGUGCUGCCCCUGGCUCCAAGACGUCCCAGCUGCUGGAAUCGCUGCAUUCUCAAGAACUUGCAACGGGCAAGACCCCUACCGGAGUCGUUGUGGCAAAUGACGUGGAUCUCAAGCGUGCAUACAUGCUGGUGCAUCAAUCCAAGCGCAUUAACUCACCCGCGCUGCUUGUCACUUGCCAUGAAGCUCAGCACUUCCCGUUUCUUGGUAAAGAUGGAACUGAAAGUAAAGGCGUGUUCGACCGUAUUUUAUGCGACGUGCCAUGCAGUGGUGAUGGCACCAUACGCAAGAACCCGUUGAUCUGGAAGAGUUGGAGUGCCAAGAAUGGUAUUGCAUUGCACCCGCUGCAGCUGCAAAUUGCCAAGCGCGGUGCGUCACUGCUGAAGGUUGGUGGCAAUCUUUGCUACUCAACGUGCACGUUUAACCCACUGGAGAACGAAGCAGUGGUAUCUGAGUUGUUGCGAUGGAGCAAAGGCUCGCUCGAACUUGUCGAUGUGUCAAACACGUUGCCGCUGUUGAAGCGUCGUCCCGGUAUCAGUACGUGGAAGGUGCUGGACUCACAGUUACAGGAGCACUCGUCAUGCGACAUUCAUGGUGACGAGAACAAGGAGGACAAAGUCAAGGACAAAAUCCGUGCUACGAUGUUCCCGCCUACGGAGGAGGAGGCAGCAAAUUAUCACCUCGAGCGUUGUAUGCGCUGUCUGCCUCAAGAUGAAAACACUGGUGGCUUCUUUGUCUGCUUGUUGAGGAAGGUGAAGCCAACGCCUGAUGAUAAGGAGAAGGUUGUUUUGGACGAGACCGAGAACCCAAGCAGCAAAACAGGAGUGGCAACUGUGAAGUCUGACAACGGUGACAUUAUUGACAAAGCAACUGUAUCGAGCGAUGUUGCAGUUGGUGAGGUCGAUGUUGAGGUGGAGGCACAAGCACCUAUAGACGAUGAAGCGGGCACAGCUGUGAAGAAUUUGCGGAGAAAUCGCCGCGACGAUCGCCGCAACAAGAAGGCCGAGGUGUACUUGGCUUUCGGCACUGAAAACUGGGCUGACGUGCGCGAAUAUUACGGCUUAGCUGCUGACUUUCCGGCAGCGCAGCUCAUCACGCGCUCAGAGGAUGCGAAGUCUGUCACGUUCGUGACGGAGAGCAUUACUAUGGCUUUGCUUGAGGAGAUGAAGCGCAAGAAGUUGAAGGUUGUGUUUGCUGGGCUCAAGAUGUUUGAGCGCAAUGAGACUGUUGAGGGUGGUAAGGUCUACCGAGUGUGCCAAGCCGGUCUAGCGCACAUUCUGCCAUUCAUGAAUAAGCGCACAGCGAAAGUGUCGACAAGGGAUUUCCAGAUGAUGCUGGAUCGGUUGGGAGACUUGCUGGAUUUUGAUGAGUUUGAACCUACUACCCGGCAGUAUUUUACAGAUGCUCCGAUCGGUAGUGUCGUAUGCAUGCUUGACCAGUCAGACCAGUCGAAUACUGGGUUGAAGGUGAUGAAUCUGGUCGCGUGGCGAGGUCGUAACUCGGUAAAUGUAAUGGCGACUAAGGCUGAUGUAGCUGCACUACUAGGAACGAUGAAGGAAAUGAAGAUGUAUAGCCCGGCUGUGCUCGAAGCUGUGUUGGAAGCCAAGAAAGUCAAGGAUCAGAAGCGUGCUGUUCGUGAUGAGGAAAAGCAGGAGGUACACGAAGCAGUCGCGACGACUGACGAGACUAAUGCUGCGUCAGAUGUUCAAAACAAGGAAGAUCCAGGGCCGCGCUUGUCUUCUUAG